This is a messenger RNA of Symbiodinium sp. CCMP2456, 963 nucleotides long. The record is from the annotation of a GenBank genome assembly. NCBI's taxonomy places the organism in Eukaryota, Dinophyceae, Suessiales, Symbiodiniaceae.
GAGUUCGAAGCAUACCUGGACUCCAUUCGCUUCGACCGCCUCCGUUUCAGUGGAGAGGAGAGUGGCUUGUUCUGUAACCGGGAGAACGGGGAGCUUUGCCUCGCGCGAGACGGGGAUGUCUUUGCAGACCCCGGUCCGGAAAGCUCCGGCUUCCGAAGCCACGGCGGCCCGCAAAACCGCCUCGCGAGGAUGCUCGACCCUCCCUACGGACGGCUGGAGGUGGCCAAAGCCCGGCUCUCGCGUUGCGUCGUGAGCUUGCAGAAUGAAGAUUUCGAGAACCAUCUCCUGAUUCUGCGAGCCUUCUACCCCUGGCUGAAGCGCGUGAAGUUUCCAGAGGGCGAUGGGACCGCACAGAACAUCUACAAUACCCAGGAGUCUGCCUUCAUCCGCGACAACCUCCCUGCGCAAUAUCGCGAAGCGAUCGCCCGCUACAAUUCUGUAGACAUGGAGCUGUACCAGUUCGGCGUGGAGCGCUUCUACUGGCAAGUGGCUGAGGCUCGAAAGAUGAUGCUGCUGGCACCUCCCAGCUAUGUCCAGAUGCCAGUUCUCCCGCUCCGAUCCCGUGAUUGGGAGGCCAACUGGCCGUUCUUUCAGGAGCAGCUCCCGACCGCCUUCCUGAUGAGGCGGCUCGCCCGCUGUCGUAUCACUCAGCUCGUGUCCCAGUGCGGCCGGUUAGUGGGCGAGCGUACGCCCGAAGGCGUCGACUACAAGUUACCACCGGCCUUAGCCGAGCAGCUGGCGCGCUUGGCCAGCGACGCCUACUAUUCCCAGAGCCCUGAACGAUUCUACACUCUUGGCUUUCGGGACCUCCUGCGAGAAGUUGGUCAAGUGAAGGCAGCGGAGUACCAGGAGAUCCGCAUCCCGGAUUUCCACGUGCUUUGGGAGGACUCAUGGCGGGACAUGCAGGAGGUCUUGACCACGCAGGGCCUCCCGCAGACACAGGCCACCGAGAGGACCACCUGA